AGAGGAGCCCUCACAGUUCUUCAUUAGCUGUCACCCUACACUUCAGCUCCUAGGAUGGCAGACAGGCUUCCCACAGAGUUUGAUGUGAUUAUAGUAGGAACAGGUCUGCCUGAGUCCAUCCUUGCAGCUGCAUGUUCAAGAAGUGGGCAGAGUGUUCUGCAUGUUGACUCAAGAAGUUACUAUGGAGGGAACUGGGCUAGUUUCAGCUUUUCAGGUUUGCUUUCCUGGUUGAAGGAAUGCCAGGAGAACAACGGCAGUGAGGAAGAAGGGACUGCUGCCUGGCAAGACUCCAUCCAUGAAACGGAAGAAGCCAUCGCUCUCUCCCAGAAGGAUGAAACUAUUCAGCACAUAGAAGUCUUUUGUUAUGCUAGUCAGGAUGUGGGAGACAGCAUUCAAGAGACUGAUGCUCUACAGAAAAGUCUUUCCCCAGAGGCAUUUGGUACCCUCCCUGAGCCUCUGGAUUCUGUAUGCUUGCCCAAAGAAAUGCCUUCCACAAAAACAGAGAUAAGUGAAACAGAGCUCUCAGUGGCUGUACCUGAUGUAGAGGACUCACCAGAGAAGGAACAGCACUGUGGAGAGGAAGCCUGUAUCCACACAGUUUCAGAUGGACACAGAGAUGAAAACAGACUUGCUGUAGAGGACCACCCUGGUCAGCCAAAGAGAAGUAGGAUCACUUACCCUCAGAUGGUUAAGGAAAGCAGGAAGUUUAAUAUUGAUUUGGUAUCAAAGCUGCUGUAUUCUCAAGGAUCUCUGAUUGACCUUUUAAUCAAAUCAAAUGUUAGUUGUUACGCAGAAUUUAAGAAUGUCACUAGGAUUCUUACAUUUCGGGAAGGGAAGGUAGAACAGGUGCCUUGCUCCAGAGUAGAUGUCUUUAAUAGUAAAGAGCUCACCAUGGUUGAAAAGAGGAUGCUAAUGAAAUUCCUUACGUUCUGUUUAGACUAUGAACAGCAUCCUGAUGAAUACCAAGAUUUCAACCAGUGCUCAUUUUCUGAGUACUUAAAAACUAAAAAACUAACCCCCAACCUCCAGCAUUUUAUACUCCACUCAAUUGCAAUGACAUCAGAAUCACCUUGCACUACAUUAGAUGGGCUUAAAGCAACAAAAAAACUUCCUUCAGUGUCUUGGACGAUAUGGCAACACUCCCUUUUUAUUUCCUUUGUAUGGCCAAAGGGAAAUUCCCCAGUGUUUCUGCAGGAUGUGUGCAGUUUUUGGUGGAAUCUAUUGUCUUCACCACAAAAUACAAUGCUUUGUAGUUGACAAAGACUCCGGAAGCUGUAGAGCAGUCAUAGACCACUUGGGCCAGAGGAUAAAUGCUAGCUCUUUUAUUGUGGAGGAUAGCUACCUUUCGAAGGACACAUGCUCCAACAUGCAGUAUAAGCAGAUCUCAAGGGCCGUGCUCAU
This is a messenger RNA of Nannospalax galili (Upper Galilee mountains blind mole rat), 1401 nucleotides long. Its product is annotated as rab proteins geranylgeranyltransferase component A 2-like. Gene Ontology annotation, biological process: vesicle-mediated transport; small GTPase-mediated signal transduction; protein geranylgeranylation. The record is from RefSeq and is a predicted model, not a curated record. The coding region runs from base 55 to 1257 and encodes 400 amino acids. The transcript has a single exon. NCBI's taxonomy places the organism in Eukaryota, Metazoa, Chordata, Mammalia, Rodentia, Spalacidae. Gene Ontology annotation, molecular function: GDP-dissociation inhibitor activity. Gene Ontology annotation, cellular component: cytoplasm; Rab-protein geranylgeranyltransferase complex; nucleus.